AUGUCCACACCGUCUCUGGCAACCACUCUCAUACCAGCUCACCACUCGCAAUAUGGCUAUGCUCAUCAAAAUCCCUAUUCCCCGUCAAAUCGGCCGUACCCCGCCACCAAUACACUACCUGCACCGCAGAGACUGACCACUUCCUACCAUUCUUACCCGAGUAUCACUCAAUAUCCCCGACCUCAACAAUCCCCAGUCUCGUACGGACAACCUUCAAUCGUCUCAUCAAUGGCUCCCUCCCAAUCGGCUUCGGCUCUGCCCGAUAUUCACAGGAAACAGCCGGACUGGAACGAGUUUUACAAGAACGGAGUUCCUAAAGAAAUCAUCGUUAUCGAUGAUGACUCUCCCGAGCCUCAGCGUCCUAGCAAUACAUCAACCCGACAACCACGACCUAAUGGUUCGUUAUACGCGUCAAAUGCCGGACGGAAAAGAAAAGUUGAUCAGGGCUAUGAAAUCGAGUACACAGACAGCCCAACUUAUUCCACUCACCCGGCCAAAUUUGGUGAAUCAUCAUCAUCGGCUUCUUAUCACUCGGGCGACCGAACGACUUCUUUGCAGACUGUGACAGCCCCGACAUCUCUUGAAUCGUACGGUUCCAACACUGCCAGUAACAGUUACGAAGAUGUAAGAGUGGGACAAAAAAGAAAACGGGUCCAAUCACAGAAAGAAACCAGGGCACAAGCAAAACGAAAGCAACAGGAAUCUGCCCCAGAUGCAUUUGCAGAUUACAUACCCCCUCCCAAACCACUGCGAAAGGCUGCGGAUGUUCAUGUUCCUGUAAUCCGCGAUAAUCUCCACAAACACCAGAAAGUGGACGAUGACGACGGCCAUUAUAUGGUGACUGCGAACACACCCUUGACUGAUCGCUAUGAUAUCAUCAAACUUCUCGGGCAAGGAACCUUCGGCAAGGUUGUGGAAGCCUACGACAAGAAAAAGAGAACAAAGUGUGCUAUCAAGAUCAUCAGAUCGGUUCAGAAAUACCGGGAUGCCUCUCGAAUUGAGCUGCGCGUUCUCUCCACGCUUGCGCUGAACGACAAGACAAAUCGAAACAAAUGCAUUCAUCUACGGGAUUCAUUCGAUUUUCGAAAUCACAUCUGCAUUGUCACCGACCUUCUCGGCCAAAGUGUCUUUGACUUCCUCAAAGGGAAUGGGUUUGUACCGUUCCCAAGUUCUCAAAUUCAGAGCUUUGCCAGACAGUUGUUCACUAGUGUAGCUUUCCUGCACGAUCUGAAUCUGAUCCACACAGAUCUCAAACCAGAAAACAUUCUUCUGGUUCACAAUGCCUAUCAAACCUUUACGUACAAUCGGACGAUACCGUCAUCGUCACACACCACCUCCAGAACAGCACGACAAAGAAGAGUACUUCUGGAUAGUGAAAUCCGGCUCAUAGACUUUGGCUCCGCCACUUUCGACGAUGAAUAUCAUUCCUCAGUGGUCUCGACUAGGCAUUACAGAGCCCCGGAGAUCAUCUUACAGCUUGGUUGGAGCUUCCCUUGUGAUAUCUGGAGCAUCGGCUGUAUCAUCGUCGAAUUUUUCACGGGGGACGCAUUGUUCCAAACACAUGACAACCUUGAACAUCUAGCCAUGAUGGAGGCGGUGUGUAACGGAAAGAUUGACCAGAAGCUGGUCAAAGCCGUUUGCUCCGGCGGUCGUGGAGCCAAUGCAAAUUCUGCCGCCAAAUUUUUCAACCGAGGAAAAUUGGAGUAUCCCAACAAUGAAACGUCCAAGGCAUCCAGAAAAUACGUCAAGGCAAUGAAACAUCUUCAUGAAUUCAUUCCAGCCAAUACGACCUUCAACAAGCAGCUGCUCGAUCUUUUGAGAAAGAUCUUUGUCUAUGAUCCUAAGAAUAGGAUCACGGCAAAAGACGCACUGAAACAUCCUUGGUUCAAGGAGUCACUGGUCGAUGAUGGAACAGAAGCCAUCCGGAUACGCGAGGAACGUGCCAAUAUUGGACCAGACGCCAAACGACCGCGUGUCUGA
Rhinocladiella mackenziei CBS 650.93 is the source of this 1980-nucleotide messenger RNA. RefSeq lists its product as uncharacterized. Gene Ontology annotation, molecular function: ATP binding; protein kinase activity. Gene Ontology annotation, biological process: protein phosphorylation. NCBI's taxonomy places the organism in Eukaryota, Fungi, Ascomycota, Eurotiomycetes, Chaetothyriales, Herpotrichiellaceae. The transcript is spliced from 5 exons. The record is from RefSeq and is a predicted model, not a curated record. Bases 1 to 1980 code for a protein of 659 amino acids. Gene Ontology annotation, cellular component: nucleus.